UCUUCUUGCAAUUGCUUCUUGUGUUUGAACCAGGAAGUUACAGCACGGUGGGGGGCCCUGCAAAUCGUACACAUACGUAUAGCAACCGAAACUUCGCAUGCGCGGGCCCAGGGAAGGUGGUCCUGGUGGAGGUGGGGCGGUUCUGCACACCAGCACCAUUCUAUGGCUUCUCCGUUACUGCUAGUAGUAGCAUUAGCAGAAAGCCAAGCCACACAUGAACCGCCGUGGAAACUGCGGGCCCAUCGAUGAUGCCAACAAGCCAGCCAUUCCUGCUUUGGCUCCGUCUUCACCACGGUUGACGGCCCCACGGCCCAGCUAAGGUAUCCUACCUAACCUAGAGUACGAAGUACCUUUGGUAGUGCCCCGCGAUUAGCGAGACAUGUCAUGGGCCCGCAAACCCGCAAGCCAGAGCUGUAUAAGAGCAAAGACUGCGCUGCCCCGUUGUUCUUCCGACCGUUCUUUCUCAGCACGAUCCCCAUUAGACGUCACCCGUUCUCCAGGCCAUUAAACUUUGAGAACCCUGCCUACCCCCUCUCCUCAACCUGCCCAUCCCUUCAAUCUAGCAGCCCCAACCCACAACUACAACCCCAACCCAACCCAACAUUCGCCAAUAUGUCAAGCGGCAGUAGUAGUGCUCCUUCUAAAAAGGCCGUCCACUUCGGUGCCGGAAACAUCGGCCGUGGCUUUGUCGCCUGCUUCCUGCACCAGUCAGGGUACGAGGUCAUCUUCGCCGAUGUCAACGACAAGACGGUAAACAAGAUCAAUUCGAUCAAGUCAUACAAAGUAAUAGAGGUUGGCUCCGAAGGCACCUCUGAGUCUGUCAUCACCAACUACCGCGCCAUAAACUCCAAGACAAACGAGUAUGAGCUCGUCAAGGAGAUCUCCGAGGCGGAUAUCGUCACUUGCGCUGUCGGCCCCAACGUCCUGAAGUUCAUCGCUCCCCUCAUCGCCAAGGGCAUCAGCAAGCGAUCAAAUGACCAGACUCCGCUUGCCGUCAUCGCCUGCGAGAAUGCCAUCAACGCCACGGACACGUUGGCAGAAUUCAUCAAGGCCCCGGAGAACACUCCCCUAGAGGAGUUGGAAGAUAUCGACAAGCGCGCUCGGUUUGCCAACUCGGCGAUUGACCGCAUCGUCCCGGCCCAGGACCCCAGCGCUGGCCUAGACGUCAAGCUUGAGAAGUUCUACGAGUGGGUCGUCGACCGCACUCCGUUCAAGGACCACAAGCCCCCCAAGAUUGAGGGCAUCCAUUGGGUUGACAACCUCGAGCCCUUCAUUGAGCGCAAGCUGUAUACUGUCAACACGGGCCACGCCACUGCUGCGUACCACGGGUACAACCGCAGGAAGAGCACCGUCUACGAUGCUCUACAGGAUCGCAGCAUCCAGGACGAGGUCAAGAAGGCACUCAAGAACACAGCCGAGCUCAUCACACAAAAGCACGGCAUCGACCAGAAAGAGCAGAACGAGUACGUUGAGAAGAUCGUGCGACGUAUCAGCAACCCCCACUUGGAGGAUGCCGUAGAGCGUGUGGGUCGUGCCCCGCUCCGGAAGCUCAGCCGCAAGGAACGCUUCAUCGGGCCUGCGGCCCAGCUCGCCGAGCACGGGAAGGAUUGCUCGGCCCUCAUGGGCGCUGCCGAGAUGGCAUUCCGUUUCCAGAACGUCGAGGGCGACGCUGAGUCGGCCGAGCUCGCGAAGAUUAUGGAGGUAAAUACUCCCGAGGACGUUGUCAAGCAAGUCUGCGGCCUGCAGCCUAGCGACAAGAUCUUCCCGCAGGUGGUCGAGGUCGUUAAGCGCGUCCAGGCCGACACGCAGGAGUCCGACGAGUAGAUGCGAAUUUUCCCGACAGUUUUUUUUGAGCCGGCGUUUGGGGUACCUCCGUUUCCAAGGGACAAUCGGAGUGGGUUGCAAGCUGGAAACUUGGCGCUGCGGUCGUCUGCAUGCAGCUAACAACUGAGGACGAGCGGAACAUGGACCACGGCGUUCAUUGGUAGCGAGUAUAAUGAUAGACAUGGGAAUUAUGACAUGCCCGGCAUUUUCGGUUGGGUUUGGAGCGAUCUGGGGUUUAUUUGCCCUCUCUCGUUUCUCAGUUUUUCUUCUUCGAGUUUUUUGCUCGCCUGUUGGCUCUUAAAGCUUUCGGGAUUUCUGCGGAGUCAUUAAAUCCCAAAUAGACUGAUAGACGUCAAAAUGGGCUUAUAGACGCAAAUAAAUACUCUGAACUCACCUGCCUGACAUGCACCGGCGUUGGCCGAGCGAUGCAUUAGCAUCUACAUUAGACGUUGAGCGUGAUGUUGGAUGUCGU
Lasiosphaeria miniovina is the source of this 2296-nucleotide messenger RNA. Its product is annotated as mannitol-1-phosphate dehydrogenase. The record is from RefSeq and is a predicted model, not a curated record. NCBI's taxonomy places the organism in Eukaryota, Fungi, Ascomycota, Sordariomycetes, Sordariales, Lasiosphaeriaceae. Gene Ontology annotation, biological process: mannitol catabolic process. The transcript is spliced from 2 exons. The coding region runs from base 385 to 1824 and encodes 479 amino acids. Gene Ontology annotation, cellular component: cytosol. Gene Ontology annotation, molecular function: mannitol-1-phosphate 5-dehydrogenase activity.